Macrosteles quadrilineatus (aster leafhopper) is the source of this 730-nucleotide messenger RNA. RefSeq names its product defense protein l(2)34Fc-like. Bases 102 to 614 code for a protein of 170 amino acids. The transcript is spliced from 4 exons. Gene Ontology annotation, molecular function: oxidoreductase activity, acting on metal ions. Lineage: Eukaryota; Metazoa; Arthropoda; Insecta; Hemiptera; Cicadellidae. The record is from RefSeq and is a predicted model, not a curated record.
CUGACAAUGACGUUAAUAGUUAGUGAUAAGAUCUGUUAUCAACUUUAACAUGUGACAGGGUGAAGACAUCAGUAGCUCUGAUAUACAAUGGUUCCGCUAGCAUGAAACCAACCUUAGCACCAGGGUUGCUGCUGGCCGCAGCUGCAGUGAGUGUAGUCAGCGAUGUCCUGGACCUAGACUACAGCACCUGUAUUACUCUUGACCCUUUCGACUCCGCCCUCCCCCAGACAACACCCUUCCCUUAUGUCCUGAACGUGAGUAAGACAGGAGUCAUCCACAAUCAGGACUCCAUCAUCCUCACCAUCCGUACACAGGACCCCCGGGUGGAGUUCGAGAGGUUCCUGGUCCAGGCGAGGGACACCGUGCUAGGAGUUCCUGUGGGACAGUUUGUGGAUACUGGGGACGCUGAUAUCACGUUGUAUAACUGCUUCCAUCGACCAGAGAACACAGCAACGGAAUUCAAUCAGGACCCCAAGAGAGAGGCCCGCAUGCGUUGGAUGCCUGACUAUGACUACAAUGGAACUGUAAGACUAAUAGCCACGGUUGUUCAAACCAAAGACAUUUAUUGGCUAAGACAACUCGCAGCUGAACUACAAGUAUACAACCCCUGGUAAAAGUAAUAUUUUAAGUGUUUGUCCCUGUCAAGAACUACCUCAUUGAACAACAAUUGCGUCUUACGUGAUAAUAUCAACUGCUAGCCAAAAAUACGAGUCUGUAAAUAUAUAGAUAA